GCUCGGCUGGCCCUGGACGCUUCACCUCCCCCCUCUCUGUCUUGUCCGCUUUUGGUCGACCGCGGCCUUGGGCGGAGCAAUCCAGGUGGAGUGGGCCGAGAAGCGGCCGCCUGAUCGAGCCGAACCAACGGCCGACGCGGCGCACGCCAUGGUAGCAGCUGGCAAUCCACCUCCAAAACCAUGGGAACGUGCAGGAAAUUCAUCUGGCCCAGUGCCUUUUAAGCCGCCCUCUGGUGGUAGCACCAGUGAUGUUGUUGAAGCUUCUGGGACAGCAAAACAUGGAGAAGUUGUUUCUGCUGCUGGAAACAAUGUUGCCUCCAAUGUAAACAGCACAAUUUCAAUGCCUGUGCCCCCAAGGCCUUGGCAGCAGCAAGGCUAUGAAAACUCUUAUGGGGGUUAUGGCUCCAAUAUGUAUAGCUCUUACGGCGGAUAUAGUGGACCCUAUGGAAAUAACAUGUACUCAGGUUAUGGAGGAGGUUAUGGCGGUAUGUAUGGAGGUUCUGGAAUGUAUGGUGGACCAAUGUAUAGCGGUGGAAUGGGAGGACCCUAUGGUGGUUAUGGUAUGGGCAUGAGUCCCUAUAAUCAGGGACCGAAUUCAUUUGGGCCACCUACCCCACCCCCUGGUUUCUGGGUGUCCUUCCUACGAGUGAUGCAUGGUGUUGUGAAUUUCUGUGGGAGGGUUAGCUUCCUUGUUAGCCAGAACACUCAGGCAUUUCACAUGUUCAUUACUGCACUUUUGCAGUUAUGUGAUCGGGCUGGAAUGCUUUAUGGUGAGCUUGCAAGAUUUGUUCUACGUUUGCUGGGGAUCAAAAGAAAACCAAAGAAGAGCGGUGUUAAGGGCCCAGGAGCUCCAUCAUCGGAGGGACGAGGCCAGCAGCUUGUUGAGGCGCCGAAAGUUAACUCGUGGGACAGCGUGUGGACUGAGAAUGGCAAGGGAAAUUAAAGGGCCCGUUUGGGCACAGUGAGGCAGUUCUCCUGAAAGGAGAGGAGGGCGAGUUUGCUUGUGGAAGAGAAAUCUGCGAAUAUCUGUUCGGAUGCGUUUUGCAUAUGCAUAGAAGGCAUAGACAAGGAACCCCUUAUGCCUUUUUGUAUUUGUCAUGUUCUUCCAUGGUGUACAUAUAGAUCAGUGUGCAAUGAGAAAUGUGAGCGGGUAAUGUACGGCUUUCCCCCCCAAAAUAUUACUGCAAUAGUACCGUUUGUACUUAAAAAAGACGGAACACAAUAUAGAUGAUCCUUUUUAUUUGGCCUGUUGCUACAUAUAAGGUUGUUUAUACAUGGAGUCUUGGCAUGUGGUGGUGCCAGGUAUUAGCA
Zea mays is the source of this 1311-nucleotide messenger RNA. RefSeq lists its product as uncharacterized. The record is from RefSeq and is marked validated. Gene Ontology annotation, cellular component: peroxisome; peroxisomal importomer complex; peroxisomal membrane. Gene Ontology annotation, biological process: protein import into peroxisome matrix, docking. NCBI's taxonomy places the organism in Eukaryota, Viridiplantae, Streptophyta, Magnoliopsida, Poales, Poaceae. The transcript has 5 exons. Bases 149 to 943 code for a protein of 264 amino acids.